Messenger RNA from Ficedula albicollis (Collared flycatcher), 2550 nucleotides. RefSeq names its product pikachurin. Gene Ontology annotation, molecular function: calcium ion binding; protein binding. The transcript is spliced from 18 exons. Lineage: Eukaryota; Metazoa; Chordata; Aves; Passeriformes; Muscicapidae. The record is from RefSeq and is a predicted model, not a curated record. Bases 102 to 2540 code for a protein of 812 amino acids.
CGCCGCGCAGGAACAUCCCCCGCCGGCAAGAUAGGCUGGGGCCUCCUCUGGAUAUCCUGCUGGAUUCACUGAACUGCACAGCGUUCAGCGUGCAAUGGAAGAUGCCAAAGCAGCACGCGAGCACCAUCACGGGGUACACGGUCUUUUACUCAGAAGUUGAAGGUGACAAAGCAGUUAAACAGCUCUCACAUGAUGUUCCCCUGAGUUUGGAUAUGAUUAGCAUGGGUCAACCUGAAGGGCAAGCAAUUUUUGAUGUUGUUAUUGGCGACCUGAAGCCGGGCACUCGGCACCGCGUUAGCGUUGGAGCGUACGGCUGGGCAGGGAAGGGGCGGCCCAGCAUGCCCAGGGACGUGACAACUUUAUCCCAAGAUAAGUGCAUGCCUCCUGUGCCCCCCUCUCAGCCCCAGGUCGUGGUGGUUUCUGAUUCAGAAGUUGCGUUGUCCUGGAAGCCUGGAGUGAGCGAAGGAAGUUCUGCCAUCCAGUACUACACGGUGGAGUUUAUCAGGCCAGACCUUGACAGCAACUGGACAGGAAUUAGAGAGCAGAUCCAGAUGGAGUCCAUGGUUCUCAAAGGACUUCUCCCCAACACGAAGUAUCAGUUUGCCGUCCGAGCAGCGAACUCCUUUGGGUCCAGCCCUGCCAGCGCCCCGAGCGAUGUCAUCCGCACGUUCGGCUCUGAGGAGUUAGGAAGUGGAAGCUAUGGGCAUCGGUACAUCACAGACACAGUGACUGGUGAUGGUGAUGGAUUUGAUAUUGAUGAUUCAGACUAUGACAUUUAUAUAGAAGAGCUCAGACCGCUUCCUGCUAUUAAAGGAGGCAACAGAAAAUUUCUGGUCGAAACUAAGGUUACGCCAGGGUCUAGUUCCAGGCUGCUGUCACGGGUGCUGACAACCACCUCUGAACCCACUGCUUCCCCUCCUACCACCUCAGGCCCAGCCCCGGCGAGGGCGUGGGCAGCGAGGAGGGGCAGCAUGUCCUCGGCUGCUCGCCUGCUGGAGCUGUCCUGCGACGAGGCCGUGUGCUCUGCAGACAGCUUCUGCAUCAACGACUACGACCGCGGCGGCUCACGCUGCCACUGCAACCUGGGCAGAGGAGGGGACACGUGUGAGGAGGAUAUUAGUAUCCAGUAUCCUCAGUUCUCUGGCUACUCAUAUAUCACCUUUGAACCACUGAAAAAGUCCUAUCAGACGUUUCAAAUUACCCUUGAAUUCAGGGCUGAAUCUGAAGAUGGUUUGCUGCUCUACUGUGGAGAAAAUGAACAUGGUCGUGGUGAUUUUAUGUCAUUGGCAAUUAUCCGACACAGCCUCCAGUUCAGGUUCAACUGUGGCACUGGAGCUGGAGUCAUAACGAGUGAAAACAAAAUCAAGCUGGGGAACUGGCACAGUGUCACCUUGUUCAGAGAUGGGGUGAAUGGCUGGCUCAGGAUGGACAGCAAUGCUCCAGUGACAGGGAAAUCUCAGGGCCAGUACAGCAAAAUCACGUUCCAGACUCCCUUCUACGUCGGCGGCGCUCCCAGCGUGUACUGGCUGGUGCGGGCCACCGGCACCAACCGCGGGUUCCAGGGCUGCGUGCAGUCGCUGAGCAUCAACGGGAGGAGGAUCGACAUGAGGCCCUGGCCGCUCGGCAAGGCGCUCAGCGGCGCGGAUGUCGGUGAGUGUAGCAGUGGCAUCUGUGAUGAGGCAGCCUGCAUCAACAGUGGCACCUGUACAGCAAGCAAAGCAGAUUCUUACAUUUGCCUUUGCCCCCUUGGAUUUAAAGGUCAUCACUGCGAGGAAGCACUCACCUUGGCCAUACCUCAGUUCAACGAAUCCUUAAGAUCAUUUGCUAGCACACCCUGGCCCUUGGAACCACAGAAUUACCUUUCCUUCAUGGAGUUUGAGCUGACAUUUCGUCCAGAUUUAGAGACUGGUGUCCUUUUGUACAGCUAUGACACAGACAGCAAGGACUUCCUCUCCAUUAACAUGGUGGCUGGCUACGUGGAGUUCAGGUUUGACUGUGGCUCAGGAACAGCUGUUAUCAGGAGUGAAGAACCUGUCAGUCUGGGCCAGUGGCACGAGCUGCGAGUGUCUCGCACGGCAAAGAAUGGUAUCCUGCAAGUGGACAAACAGAAGCCAGUGGAAGGGAUGGCAGAGGGGGCUUUUACGCAGAUAAAAUGCAGCUCUGAAAUAUUUAUUGGUGGAGUCCCUAAUUAUGAUGAUGUGAAGAAGAACUCUGGGAUCCUCAGACCCUUCAGUGGGAGCAUCCAGAAGAUUAUCUUGAAUGACCGGACAAUUGAUGUGAAACAGGAUUUCACUUUUGGAAUCAACCUAGCAAAUGCUGCCCACCCCUGUGUGACCUCACCAUGUGCAAAUGGAGGCACCUGUGUUCCCAAGAAGGAGAGCUAUGAAUGUGACUGUCCCCUGGGCUUCGAUGGGCAGCAUUGCCAAAAAGGUAACAAUGGCUGGAUAUCACGCCAGGGAUCUGGAGCUGAUCGCAAAAAUAAGGAAGAUUUAGCAUUUACAACUGCUGCUGUACACAUGCCUUUAAGUAAAGCCCCAUAGGCCAGAGCUC